This is a messenger RNA of Trypanosoma grayi, 1410 nucleotides long. RefSeq lists its product as hypothetical. The transcript has a single exon. The record is from RefSeq and is a predicted model, not a curated record. Gene Ontology annotation, molecular function: phospholipid binding; protein binding. NCBI's taxonomy places the organism in Eukaryota, Euglenozoa, Kinetoplastea, Trypanosomatida, Trypanosomatidae. Gene Ontology annotation, cellular component: cell cortex. Gene Ontology annotation, biological process: maintenance of protein location in cell cortex. Bases 1 to 1410 code for a protein of 469 amino acids.
AUGGAUUCACUGCAUGAGGCCCAUCUAGAGCGUAUACUGGAGAACCGUCGCCGGCGCGGGGUUCUUGUCAAUUACACCGCGCGCCGUGGCCCAUCCACAGCGACACAAACUGAGCAGUGGGCCCCACAAAAGAAACUCGAACCGCCGAUGCAGCUGAAGUCCGACUUGAGCCCAAGUCCUCGAAUAAUACCAAGCUAUGCCACAGCUGAUGAGGCCGCACCACACAAAACCCCGAAAGAGGCAGCUUGCUUGGAUGAGGCGACAGAAUCCACCGGCCGAUCCCGAAACAAUAUGAAUGGGCAGCAUGGAGGAGAUAAGGCCACACUGAACCAUAGUGCCAUGGAGUAUAGCGGUGUGGCGUCUGACGAACGCAUGUUACGCUAUGGUGGUGAUAACAAGAGCCCAUCUGGAAGGAGCCCUCGUUGGGGUGCCGACAACUCGCGCCGUGGCUGGCGUUCGUCGAGGAACCCCUCCGCCGCCAGGAUUCGUAACAGUUACAAUUCAAGGAAAAAUGAUCUGAUCUCCUCGAGCAGGUCUCCCGGAAGAACAGUCCCGCGGAUCGAGUACGGCUCUUCCGAACGCCAGUUCUCUUCCUCACGAGGGUGGGAUGCUGGUGACUCCUACAGGAGCCGCAAUGUGUCGCCACACAUGCGUUAUUCAUCGCCCAGCGGUGGUAGUCUUUCUCAACGUCCACACAGCCGCCCUUCUGAAAACCACAGAAGGAAUUCCAACGGCUACGUGGAUAGCCCUCUAAGUGGCCGUCAGCCACCGUCGCGGCGUCAGCCGAAGCACUCAAGGGGUGAUGUGCUGCAUCGAUUCCCCGACGAGCGUGACAGAGGUGCAGCUGGGUCUGUGAUUUAUUCGGGAGAUGUAGGCCCACUAGCAUCUCCUGCUCGCCGCCGGCCGCCUGGCCCGCCGCUUCCGCAAGGGCCCCCGCCUUCCAAUGUCCAACGUAAUAGUACGGCGAACACAACCAAUAAUGUAACUGGGCUGCCGGGUACGCGAUCGACGAUAGAUAUCCGUACAAGCGUGUCGAUCUUGGCAGCCGGUGAUUGGUUCUACAAGUGGAACAGCAAGGGAACAACAGUUUCCCCGCGGUGGGUAUGGCUGGACGCACAGAGUCACCUCUUGUUGUGGGCGCAUAGGGAAACCUACGAGAACUCCUUCGCUGGCACCAUCAAGCUUGAGAAGAUUGUUCAAGUGGCUUCUCGGGAGCUGCAGCAGCUGAAUGAUGAUGGCGUCCCGCAGACCUACUACGUCAUACUCGUGGAAACGACACGACGUGUGCUGCAGCUAGCGACUGAAAGGCGUGUGAAGGCCGACGUGUGGUGCGAGGCACUGAACAACGUUUUAUCGUAUCUGAGAGCUCUCACUUUUGGCAGCACUCAUCUGCAGCCAGCAAGUAACUGA